Molecule: messenger RNA, 1589 nt
Organism: Hippoglossus stenolepis (Pacific halibut)
Lineage: Eukaryota; Metazoa; Chordata; Actinopteri; Pleuronectiformes; Pleuronectidae
Gene: msrb1b
Product: methionine sulfoxide reductase B1b
Exons: 4
Molecular function (GO): peptide-methionine (R)-S-oxide reductase activity
Source: RefSeq, a predicted model, not a curated record
UUUUACUUAAAUAAGGUUUUUCCAAAAUAGUGGUACUUUUGUCAUUGUCAUCAAUUGUUGAAAUGGAUUUUUUGUAGUGCAGCAGCAUGUUAAAGAAAGAACAGGCUCUAAAAUAUAAAUGAGAUACGUCUUUUAUGUUGAGAUAUUGUUUUUCAUUUUAGAUUUAAAACUUUAAACCCUCAAAUGAAACCGAUGUUGGUGACGACAAAGAAAUCUUGAUGGUGAAUAAAAUAAGUAACAUAAUGAUAAAUACCUGCUGUUGUUAAUGGGAAAACUGCUUCACUCCAUGUAAACACCGAUGCUCUGAUUCCCAUCACAUUCCUGUUACUGGUGUCUUCAUCAUUGACCUACAUGUAUUGUCGUUGUCCGAUUCUGACAUCUAGCGUUAAUCUGAGGUAACAGCAGGGGGGCGGAGUUCUCGUUAAUUCUCCACCAGGAUCAGAUCGCACGAGAGGAGGAGAACAUCGCUGCUGCUGCUGCAAAGAGAAAGAAUCAUUUCUACUCCUCUGCUGUGUACAGACACGACAACAUGUCGUUCUGUCAGUUCUUUGGUGCUGAGAUCUACAAGGAUCAUUUCAAACCAGGAAUGUACGUGUGCUCCAAGUGUCACCAUCCCCUGUUCUCCAGUCGCUCCAAGUUCCCCCACUCGUCUCCCUGGCCGGCUUUCAACGACACCAUCAGGGAGGACAGUGUCACCAAGAUGAUGGAGACGCUCACAGCCUUCAAGGUCCUGUGCGGCAAGUGUGGCAACGGGCUGGGCCACGAGUUUGUGAAUGACGGUCCAGAGGAGGGAGUGUCGCGCUUUUGAAUAUUCAGCCACUCGCUCAAGUUUGUCCCCGGCAAAGGCAAAGACAAACAGUAAAGCGAGAGGUCCGUUUUAACCACAGCUGCUGAAUCUGCUGCUCGGUCCUGGACCACGUGAACGUGUCUGGUCAGCGGGUGACGCAGACGGGAGAAAGGCCCGAGAGGGACGUCCUGUCUGCUGAAGAAUCUUUGACCAGACUCUGACACGGGGACCAGGACACACCGCUGCAAUAAUCCUUCCCUUAAGAUUUGUCACACUCUUUGAAUACCUCGUGUUUAAAUACACAUUUAACUCAUUGAAUAUUAUGAUGAUGUCACUGUUGAUGACAUGUAUUAUAGGCGAAUGUCAUUGUAGCAAGAAAUUUGGUUUUUCAUCAGCUUUUAAGCAGUUUUCCAUAAACCAGUCAUUGCUGCCAUGAUUUUCACAGAAUUUCACAUUGUAUCAUUUACUCCUCAAAGGUAAAUACACACAUAUUAUCUAUGCACUGAUAACAUUUCUAAUUAGUCUGUACUUUUGGUUUCUGUUUUCUAUGUUUAUUUUGAAAUCACAGUGGCAAAGAAAAUGUUAACCCACUGAAUGAAUAAUGUACUUUAAUUACAUGUACUUUUAUCACAUGUACUGUAAACUUCUUUACUUUUAAAGAUGCAAAAUACUCAGAACGUUUGUGCAUUUGCAUUUUUCUUUGAAAAACUCUCAUCUAAGUCAAAAGUUGAGUAGAUGACAUUGUUUGAUUCAACCUCCAUACUGACAGAACAAACUAAAUAAAUUAUAGUUUGAUACAUUU